Portunus trituberculatus (swimming crab) is the source of this 2873-nucleotide messenger RNA. RefSeq names its product transmembrane protein 42-like. Lineage: Eukaryota; Metazoa; Arthropoda; Malacostraca; Decapoda; Portunidae. The record is from RefSeq and is a predicted model, not a curated record. Bases 396 to 866 code for a protein of 156 amino acids. The transcript has 4 exons.
CAACUCUGCAGGAAUAAUUGGAAUACUCGAAGCAAGGGUGGAAGCAUUCACAAUUUCACAUUUCACAACAGUGGUUUGACAGACGCGCCCGUCUCGCCUGACGCUCUGUAAACAUUGAACCGCGUGUGUCAGGCUGUCGUGGGCGGCGGGCGGCUACACCACCGACACCAUACUUACACGGUCUAUCAUUGUUUCCACAUUCUCGUGCAUCCCUUCGAAACAGUGUAUGGACAUGAUUCUGGUGUGGCGGCGUGCAUCAGUAGCAAGGCGGAGCACACCUUUCAGCUGAGUGAGUGCUUGAGGGCUGAAAACACUCGGGGACACCACAGCGCCUAACCACACAAGACCAGUGCUAUGCGCCUUGCAAGCACAGCCUAGACUCAUGUGGAUUAAGGAUGAGGGGCCAGAUGUAUGCAGUUGUUUCCGGACUUUUAGCAGCAUUGGCUAGCCUUUGUGGGAAAUAUGCCAUGGCCAGCACAGAGGCACAAGACCUGUGUGAAGCAGCCCUUUUAGCACUGCAUGGUGAAAAGGAGAUCACAACUGCAAAUCAGAUCAGUACCAUAUGUGAUCAGUACACUUUUGUGUUAAGAGUGGUGUUCUUUGUGCUAAUGGUGGCGGUAAAUUGUGUCAUGUGGACCACAUUUACCAAGGCACUUCGCUUCUCCUCCACAUCCCUUGAAGCUACCAUUACCAACACUGCUGCCAACUUCUUCUUUACAGCAAUCUUGGGACAGGUACUGUUUGGAGAGAUAGUUACAAUCUUGUGGUGGAUGGGCACUGUUUUAAUAUUGUGUGGCCUACUACUAAUGCACCAUGCCAGCAAUGUUCCUCCCCGCAAGCCUGGAACAAGACCAAAAAUCCACUAGAUUUCAUGCACUGCAGUCCAAACAUUAGAGAAUAGGUAAGAAAAUGAUAUUGAGGCUCAAGUUGUAUGAACUAUAAUCUAUUCAUUCCUAGCUUGUAACUGGUUCCUAAAAUACUUUGUAAUUUCAUCACUGAUUGGAAGUGUCUCUUAUAAUCUCAUCUCUCAUUGAUCCAUGGCUAGGUAAGCCAGCCUGGCUACAACUUUGUAGAAAGACCAUCUUUUCACAUUACAGGUUUUACUUUUCAUCUCUAAUUUCCUUUUUUUUUUUUUUUUUUUUUUUUUUUUUUUUUUGUUCAUUAUGUACUUUAUAAUUUCUUGAGCACUGGACACAAAAAUGGUGGUAGAUUAUGAAUGUAUUGAAGUUUAAGUUAACAUAGAAUAAAGUAAGAUGAAGCCAUGGAUGGAAUUGUAGAUGCUUAAAUGGCAUUCUUGUUCCAUGCUGCUUUUUUAAUAUAGUUAUACCACAGUAAAUGAAAAUUGUGGUUUGUAGUAAAGUCCUCCUGAACACAAUGGUGUCACCAUGUUUUGGAUAUGAGAAAGGAAAAUGGUAAAAUACUUUUGAUCUGAAGUUGUUGUGCAAGAUAACAAUAAUUGAAUGCUUGCGAUUAUCCUCAUAAUGUUGAGCUACUGUUUCAAAAGUAGCUAGGGGUCUAGUUGUCAGCUAGGAAGAAAUGGACUAUAGUGGCCUAAUUGUAUAUAAUCUGUUAUUGCAUAUAAAUCUUGCACUAUAUCCAGUUGCUUACUUAUGUGUCUCUCUAAUAUCUGUAAUAUUGCAAUUAUACAGAUGCCAAAUGGAUCAGUCUUGACAGCAUUGUGUAUAAAAUUUGUACAACCUGACCAAUGUCUACAUCUAGUCCAGGAGCUUCCUAUCCCAUCUACUAAUAUGCUUUGAGCCACACUAUUAAUGAUAUGUAGUGGAGGACUAGUGUACAAUUUUACUACUUUUGAUUAAGGAAAAAGAGAUAACAUAGGGCUGUAUUGAUUCCAUUGUUUGCAAAGCAUUGAAAGAUAUUCUUAUAAUUAGAUUGCUUUAUUUUUGUAUGUAUAGUAUGUAUGACCUAGCCAUUGUUUCAGUGCUACUGGUAUGCAGGUGACCUUCACUGCUUGGAAAGUUAACCUUAUUCUAUUUUAAGCACUAUGCUUGAAAGUUGCCCACUUACAUUGUUGUCAUAGGUUUAGCAGAUAGUGCAAUAUAUGGUUACAUAAGGUCACAUCUGCUCAAGUAAUGGGUAGUCAACAACCAAUGCAAUGAGUGUGAAUGAGCAAAAUUAAAAUAGGUUAGAUUGCAUUUAAAUCUAAUUGUGAGAAACACUAUUACUCAAUUCAUUAAGUUCAGUGUGUCAUUCUUGUGUUUAAAAGUUACAGAAUACAGCAAGUGUAAUUUUAAUAAAAGCAAACUGCUAUCAUCUGCAUUCAUGUUAACAGAGAAAGGAAUAAGUGGUUUUAAUAAUUAUUGGAAGGAAUUUUAAGUAAUUUCUGUGAUUCCUAUAAUUGUGGUCUUUUAAUGUUGGGUGUGCUAUGAAUCUUAUGAUCAAAAGUGAAACUGCCUUUAUACAGGUCAAAGAGUAUGAUAAUAUAACCUCAUUGUGAGAUUUCUGUCCCAGUCAGUUGGCCAAAGUCAGAUUAUACUCAGCAGCAUCAUCUGUUGGCAUUAUUUACUUGAAUGGUAUCUCUUGACCUUUCUUUGGUCUUCUUGAAGGUGGUUUGUGCUAUAUUACUCUAAGGAAACAGAGCAUGUUGAUUCUCCUUUUUUACUUGUCUUAUACAACAUUGCAAGAUUUCAAACUUUGAUUUUUGUUUGCAUGGAUGAUGUCAUUCCUGUAUGGAGCUCCAAGUAACAAAUUUCUAUUGUGAGAGCAGGCAUUACAACAAGGAAUAAUAUUUCCUCAAAAAUGUGCUCCACUUGAUCAGAGAUUUGACUUUGGUGUUAAUAUGUAUAAUGAAAUGAUGAGAGAGAUAAGUAACAAGUUUGUUUAUGAAACAAAUGAUAAAUGAUUUUAUAUACUUA